Trichosporon asahii var. asahii CBS 2479 is the source of this 936-nucleotide messenger RNA. RefSeq lists its product as uncharacterized. The record is from RefSeq and is a predicted model, not a curated record. Bases 1 to 936 code for a protein of 311 amino acids. Lineage: Eukaryota; Fungi; Basidiomycota; Tremellomycetes; Trichosporonales; Trichosporonaceae. The transcript has a single exon.
AUGGUCUGCAUCGACCACGCUUACUUCCCCCAUAUUGUGGACGCCAUCUUCGACGCAAUCGGUGAUCCCGCAACUCUGGCGGCCAUGGCUCAGAGUUGCCGAGAGUGGCGACGUCGCUGCCUUUCACUUUUCUACGCCAUCCGCGGAUACUACAUUCUGGAGGACGACCCCGUUCCCACUGUUGUUGUGUGGGAUCAGUUCGACCGAGUUCUCUACUUCGAAGGCAGGUCUCAGAUUGUUCUCCUUUCUGAAUGUCACAUGCUCGACUUCCGCUCCGAUUCGCAAAUCAACCCCGAACCAGCAUGGUUUCUUUUCAAGGUCGGGGUCAAGCGCUACGUCCGGCACGUCAGCAUUGACGUUGAGUACGAAGCUCCUCAAGUCCCUGUCCAACACAUCGCAUGUCAGAACGACGUGCCCGCUUUCGACUUUUGGAAUCCAGCAGUAAAGCUGUUGACCAUCCACUGUGCAAAGCCGGAGGCAAAGCUUCGCUGCUGGGACCGUUGGGGAGGCUGCCACGAGGAGGCUGAGCUGACUGGGCUAACCAGUCUUGAGCGAGUUGUCGUCAUCUUCGAGCACACAUUUGAGGAUCUUGUUGAGUACGAGCACGAAAGCGACUACGCCGUCUCCCCAAACUCGAGCAGCUACACCUUGAAUCCCUAUGAAAGCGACGCAUACAACCACCUCCGACAUGUCCGAAACCUUAUCGCAGCGGCUCGACAGCAAGGAGCCGAGCUCUUCCUUGUCGGUACCGAGAGCUUUUCCUCAGAUGCCGUGGCUGAUCUCCGACUUGAAGAUGGAUACUCUCUGCAGAGCUACCAGAGCGCAUUGGAUUCGGACAGGUCGAUUCAUCUUGUCACCCUCGAAUCGUACCGUAGAGGCAUCGGAGAGAAGGAGUGGGCUCUUCAAACCAACUGGCGUGACCCCCUUUUUCCUUGA